Messenger RNA from Brassica oleracea var. oleracea, 1125 nucleotides. RefSeq lists its product as uncharacterized. Bases 147 to 956 code for a protein of 269 amino acids. The transcript has 2 exons. The record is from RefSeq and is a predicted model, not a curated record. NCBI's taxonomy places the organism in Eukaryota, Viridiplantae, Streptophyta, Magnoliopsida, Brassicales, Brassicaceae.
CAAAACAGGGCUAAGGUUUGGUUACCACUCAAAAUACGAACAGCUGUUUAUCUUCCACCAAAGCACUUCGUGCAUCAUCCUCUUCCCCCUGUCUGUCUGAUUCUUCGCCGUGAAAAAAGUACAGACAAUAGAAGGCUCAGCUAGCUAUGGCGUUUCUUCUCCCGAAUCUCUCUCCUUCAUUCCUUCUUCAAACUGGAAAAUCCCUCAAAGAGAAGCCCAUUUCAACCCAUUCUCUAUCCAUAUCAUCAUCUUCUUCUUCCAAUAGCUACGAGUUCGAAGAAGGUAGUCUCUCUCUUCUAUCUCUUCCUGUCCAGGCUCCUCCUGCUCCAGGCGCGCAGGUUAAGACCAUGCCGAGUGAGCAAGAUAAGCACCAGCAGCAGGGAAAAGAUGAGUUCUACAUCAAUCUCGGUUUAGCUAUACGCACCCUUCGUGAAGAUUUGCCUUUGCUCUUCUCCAAAGAUCUCAAUUACGACAUUUACAGGGAUGAUAUAACACUGGUGGAUCCAGUGAACACUUUCUCUGGGAUUGAGAACUACAAACUGAUCUUCUGGGCACUCAGGUUUCAUGGCAAGAUUCUCUUCAGAGAUAUCUCACUUGAGAUCUUCAGGGUUUGGCAACCAUCAGAGAACAUGAUUCUCAUCAGGUGGAAUCUCAAAGGUAUACCUAGAGUUCCAUGGGAGGCCAAAGGAGAGUUUCAGGGAACUUCUCGCUAUAAACUGGACCGUAAUGGCAAAAUCUAUGAGCACAAAGUUGAUAACUUGGCUUUCAACUUCCCUCACCAGCUCAGACCUGCCAUUUCUGUUUUAGAUUUGGUCACUGCAAGUCCCAAUCCAACAUUCAUGUUUGGCUCUUCAUACUCGUCUUCUUGGAUUGAGUUCUAUCAAUCUGUGCAAAGGACACUAGACAAUCAACAAGAGCAAAUCCUUGUGCAAGACCGUUUUGUUAUAUGUUCAUAGUUCCAUUGAUUGGAUCACAGUCACGUAUAUGUAUAUAAACUGUUGCACUGAAGAUAAAAUACAUACAAUGUGCAGGCAUAUGUAGAAGUGGUUGACUUAGGGAAGCAAACCUGUUUAACCCAUGAGCUUGUACAACUUUGCCUAUCGAAUGUAAACAGAAUUCAUUAUA